Oncorhynchus masou masou (cherry salmon) is the source of this 2493-nucleotide messenger RNA. Its product is annotated as interferon regulatory factor 4-like. Gene Ontology annotation, biological process: immune system process; regulation of transcription by RNA polymerase II. Bases 87 to 1493 code for a protein of 468 amino acids. The transcript has 9 exons. The record is from RefSeq and is a predicted model, not a curated record. Gene Ontology annotation, molecular function: RNA polymerase II cis-regulatory region sequence-specific DNA binding; protein binding; DNA-binding transcription factor activity, RNA polymerase II-specific. Lineage: Eukaryota; Metazoa; Chordata; Actinopteri; Salmoniformes; Salmonidae. Gene Ontology annotation, cellular component: nucleus.
UUGUCACGCUGCAUUAUGAUCUUUCGAGACUGAUUGAUUUCAAAACUCAAAGGGGUUUCGAGUUUCAGAGCGUCUCUUGGCUAGAGAUGAAUCCGGAUUCGGACUACGGCAUGUCUACAGUGAGCUGUGGAAACGGGAAGCUCCGUUCGUGGCUGAUCGAGCAGGUUGACACCGGGAAGUACGCAGGCCUCGUGUGGGAGAACGACGACAAGAGCAUCUUCAGGAUACCGUGGAAGCACGCAGGCAAGCAGGACUACAACCGGGACGAGGAUGCCGCUCUCUUCAAGGCUUGGGCGCUGUUUAAGGGCAAGUUUCGCGAGGGCAUCGACAAACCUGACCCGCCAACGUGGAAGACGCGCCUGCGGUGCGCACUCAACAAAAGUAACGACUUCGAAGAGCUCGUGGAAAAGAGUCAACUGGACAUCUCAGACCCCUACAAAGUCUACCGGAUCAUACCCGAGGGCGCCAAGAGACAUUUCUUGCUAUCAGGAUCCAAACAAGAGGAUGGUGGAAGCCCGCAGACUCCCCCGAGCUAUCCCAUGCACCCCUCCUACCCCGCCCUACAGACUCAGAUGUCUGGGUACAUGUCCAGUGCAGAGCGAGGCUGGAUGAGGGACUAUCUUCCAGAGCAGACCUCGCUCCCUGAGCUGCCCUAUGCCCAGUGUUCCUACCCCUCACGCAGCCUACCCUGGGCCCAGGGCCCCAGCAUGGACAACGGGUACCAGAUCACAGGGUCCUUCUACACCUACCCUACUGAUGGCCAGCCCUCCCCCUUCACACUGGACACCAGCAUGAGAUCAGCCGAGGCACUCUCAGAUAUGCGGUUACAUGUGUCAGUGUUCUACCGGGACUCAUUGUGGAGGGAGGUGACCACCUCUAGUCCUGAAGGCUGUCGCAUCACUCCCUGCUCCCCAGAUGACAAGCUCUAUUCCCCCACUGGAGGUCCAGACCUGGUGCCCCUACCCCUGGACAGCCUCCCAGCCCUGGGGAGGGGGGAGGAGUGCCCCCCCAGCCCCCCUGGUGGUACCCUGGAGAGGGGCGUGCUGCUAUGGAUGGCCCCAGAUGGCCUCUACGCUCGGCGGCUGUGCCAGGAGAGAGUGUUCUGGGAGGGAGGGUUAUCGCCCUACGGAGAUAAACCCAACAAACUGGAGAGAGAACACACCUGUAAACUACUGCAUACACAGGACUACUUUGCAGAGCUGCAGGGCUAUGCCCUCCACGGCCGGCCCUCUCCACGUCUCCAGGUGCUGCUGAGUUUUGGAGACGAGUGUCUGGACCCACAGAGACAGAGGAGGACCCUCACUGUACAGGUGGAGCCCAUGUUUGCCAGGCAACUCCUAUGCUACACCCAGCACCAGCAGACCAGCGGACACUACUACCGCAGCUACGACCUCUCCCUCCCAGGGGUCACGGAACACAGCAUGACACCUGCUUUAACCGAGGACUACCAGAGGGUCAUCACGCAUCACCAUAGCAACACCCUGCAGGACUGACAUAAUUGGCCAGCUCUGAUCACAGUCAGACUGCGGUGCAGGAUAUGGGGAGAGGAGGAGAUGGGAGAAAGCCUGGGGAGAUGAGGAGAGUCGUUUCCCAGAACUCUGGAUCCCAGAUUUCACUCAAAGCCGAAGCAGAACUAUGUCAUUCCAAUCCAAGACAAACUGAACCAAGCCAGGUUGAACUGAACUAAGCCAGACUGAACUGAACGUAGCCAGGCCAGACUGAACCAAGCCAGGCCAGACCGAAUUGAACCAAGCCAGGCUAUGGAGGAACAUACCCCGGGACCACUGAAGAGAUUGUAACAGAUAGUUGUACAUUGUAGAUUUGUUUGUGUGCUGUAAGGACUCAAGGGAAUCAAUGUUCCAAAUUUUCUUUGGAACAAACUUGAUUUCAACAACUCAGGGAGCCGUCCUUUGGCCGUAGAGACUCAAACUUGAUUGACAUUUUGUGUUUCAACGUCCACUUUCUGACAGCAAAAGAACUGACAGCUGUAGUGAUUGUAUUGACAUUUUUAUGUGCUUAAUUGUGUUUGCUCAAUUUCUUCUGUAACUAUGUUAGACAUUUUACCUGACUACUGUUGCUACUACUGUAUGUAGAUUUCCCAGCAUCAAUACUGAAUAAUAGGGAAUACUGUAAUAGAGAUGACCAAAGACGGCCUCUGAUAUUGAACCACACUGAAACACUGACUAGCAUGCUGAAUCUUCAAUAAACUCAGUGAGAUUGAACCACAUUGAAACACUGACUAGCAUGCUGAAUCUUCGAUAAACUCAGUGAGAUUGAACAACACUGAAACACUGACUAGCAUGCUGAAUCUUCGAUAAACUCAGUGAGAUUGGACCACACUGAAACACUGACUAGCAUGCUGAAUCUUCGAUAAACUUAGUGAGAUUGGACAACACUGAAACACUGACUAGCAUGCUGAAUCUUCGAUAAACUCAGUGAGAUUGAACCACACAGAAACACUGACUAGCAUGCUGAAUCUUCAAUAAACUCAGU